UCUCUCCACCUUGAGCUCACAGGGCGCUCUCUCUCUCUCAAGUUUUCUUUUUCUCUCUAUAUCAUACAGCUUUGUAGAGAUAGAGAGAAGAAAGAAAGUUUUAGAGAUAGAAAGAGAAACCGGAUAUGGGAGAAGAUAACAAAGAAACUAAAGUAGUCUUCGAGGAAGCAGCGCCUCCCAAGCGGCGCAACACCAGAUUCGCCUUUGCCUGCGCCGUGCUUGCCUCCAUGACAACCGUUGUUCUGGGCUAUGAUAUUGGCGUUAUGAGUGGCGCCACCAUCUUCAUCCAGAAAGACCUUCAUAUCAGCGACGUCCAAGUAGAGGUCCUUGUCGGAAUCAUAAACCUCUACUCCCUCAUCGGCUCCAUCGCCGCCGGUCGAACUUCGGACUUGAUUGGCCGGCGGUACACAAUCGUCCUCGCCGCCGGAAUCGUCUUCGCCGGAGCCAUUCUGAUGGGCUUUGCAACCAACUACGCCUUCCUCAUGUGCGGCCGCUUCGUGGCUGGUGUCGGAGUCGGUUACGGCGUCGUGAUUGCGCCGGUGUACACGGCGGAGAUCUCUCCCGCCUCUGUCCGCGGCUUCCUCACUUCCUUCUCUGAGGUUUUUAUAAAUUUCGGCAUUCUUCUCGGAUAUGUCUCCAACGUCGCAUUCUCUCACUUCUCUCUGCAUAUCGGAUGGCGGCUUAUGCUCGGCGUCGGAGCUGUUCCGGCGGUUUGUCUUGCUCUUGGCGUGCUUUUUAUGCCGGAGUCACCUAGAUGGCUUGUUCUGCAGGGCCGCCUCUCCGACGCCGCCCACGUCCUAGACCGCCUCUCAGCCACACCAGAAGAAGCCCACCUCCGCCUCUCCGAAAUGAAAUCCUCCGCCGGAAUCCCCUCCGACGCAACCACUGCCAACACCACCCCCUUCACCCGAACCAACCGCGGCGGCUCUGGCGUCUGGAAGGAACUCUUCCUCCACCCCACCCCCGCCGUCCGCCGCGUCCUCAUCUCCGCCUUCGGCAUCCAUUUCUUCCAACAAGCCUCCGGCAUCGACUCCGUCGUCCUCUACAGCCCCCACGUCUUCCAAAAAUCCGGCCUUUCCUCCAACAACGCCCUCCUCGCGAUGACUGUCGCUGUCGGCCUCACCAAAACCAGCUUCAUAUUAGUCGCCACUUUCCUCCUCGACCGAAUCGGCCGCCGCCCUCUCCUCUUAGCUUCAGCCGGCGGCAUGAUAUGCUCUCUUAUAGGAUUAGGAAUUGGAUUGACGGCGGCGGAGCACCAUGAGGGGAAGUUAUUGUGGGCAAUGGCAGUGUGCUUCUCAUCGAUUUUGGCUUUUGUGGCGUUCUUUUCGAUCGGCUUGGGGCCGAUGCCGUGUGUGUAUUGUUCAGAGAUAUUUCCGAUGAGGUUGAGAGCGCAGGGGGCGGCGGCGGGGGUGGUGGUGAAUAGAGUGACGAGUGGGAUUAUAUCGAUGACGUUUCUUUCGUUAUAUAAGGCGAUAAGCAUUGGUGGGACAUUUUUCUUGUAUGCGGGAGUGGCCGCGGCGGGGUGGGUGUUUUUCUAUGGGUAUUUGAGGGAGACGAAGGGGAGGACGUUGGAGGAGAUGGGGAAAUUGUUCGGGUUUAGUAAGGAGGAGAUGGAGGUGGAAGAUGAGAUUGUGAAGACGAAGGAGGAGGGAUUUGGGGAAGCGGCGGCGAUGGGGGCGGUGGCGGCUCUGUAAGUGGUUGUGAUGGGUGAAUAAGACUAUAAGAAAAAGUUAUAGUCACUUAACUUGUGGACAAUGCGAUUUAUACGUAGCUAAUACAUCAAAUUAGUAUUCAAAAGUUU
This is a messenger RNA of Dendrobium catenatum, 1801 nucleotides long. Its product is annotated as polyol transporter 5. The record is from RefSeq and is a predicted model, not a curated record. Gene Ontology annotation, cellular component: membrane. The transcript is spliced from 3 exons. Gene Ontology annotation, molecular function: carbohydrate transmembrane transporter activity. Gene Ontology annotation, biological process: transmembrane transport. NCBI's taxonomy places the organism in Eukaryota, Viridiplantae, Streptophyta, Magnoliopsida, Asparagales, Orchidaceae. The coding region runs from base 126 to 1694 and encodes 522 amino acids.